Cygnus atratus (black swan) is the source of this 855-nucleotide messenger RNA. It is a transcript of the gene PHOX2A, whose product is annotated as paired like homeobox 2A. The record is from RefSeq and is a predicted model, not a curated record. Gene Ontology annotation, biological process: regulation of transcription by RNA polymerase II. The coding region runs from base 1 to 855 and encodes 284 amino acids. The transcript has 3 exons. NCBI's taxonomy places the organism in Eukaryota, Metazoa, Chordata, Aves, Anseriformes, Anatidae. Gene Ontology annotation, molecular function: DNA-binding transcription factor activity, RNA polymerase II-specific; RNA polymerase II transcription regulatory region sequence-specific DNA binding.
AUGUUCGCCAUGGACUACUCCUACCUCAACUCGUACGACUCCUGCGUGGCGGCCAUGGAGGCGUCCGCCUACGACUUCAGCUCCUGCAGCCAGGCCAACACGUUCCAGUACAGCCCCAUGCGGGGCGGCUUCGGGGCCAGCCCGGCCUGCCCCCCCCUCGCCUCCGCCAACUGCGCGCUGGGCGCCCUGCGCGACCACCAGCCCUCGCCCUACUCGGCAGUGCCGUACAAAUUCUUCUCGGACCCGUCGGGCAUCAACGAGAAGCGGAAGCAGCGGCGGAUCCGGACCACGUUCACCAGCUCGCAGCUGAAGGAGCUGGAGAGGGUCUUUGCCGAGACGCACUACCCCGACAUCUACACGCGUGAGGAGCUGGCCCUCAAGAUCGACCUCACUGAGGCGCGGGUGCAGGUCUGGUUCCAGAACCGCCGGGCCAAGUUCCGCAAGCAGGAGCGCGCGGCCAACGCCAAGGGCGCGGGCGGCAGCAGCAGCAGCGCCGGCGCCGCCGCCAGCAAGAAGCCGGAGCCGCGCUCGUCCUCGGAGGACGACGAGUCCAAGGAGUCGAACUGCAGCCCGACGCCCGACAGCACGGCCUCGCUGCCCGCCGGCGGCAGCCUGGGCAGCCCCGGGGGCAGCCUGAGCCCCAGCCCGGGCGCGGGGCAGCCCCUGGGGCCCGGCCACCCCCCGCAGCCCCUGAAGGCGCCCCUGUGGCCGGGCGUCAGCACCAGCAGCGGCGCCGCCAACACGGCCGAGCUGCUGAAAGCGUGGCAGCCGGCCGAAGCCAUGCCCGGACCUUUCUCCGGCGUCCUCUCCUCCUUCCACAGGAAGCCCAACGCCCUCAAGACAAACCUCUUCUGA